CAUGUUUGACAGCAGAAGUUGGCUUUCUACUGCAGUGAGAGAAAAUAUUUCUGAUUGUUUCAGAGGUGGCAGUGGAGCACACCUUUAGCACAGUAAAAUGAGUGAGCUCGACCAGUUACGCCAGGAGGCUGAGCAACUGAAAAACCAAAUCAGAGAUGCUAGGAAAGCAUGUGCAGAUGCCACCCUGGCUCAGAUCACAGCCAAUAUUGACCCAGUGGGGAGAAUUCAGAUGCGCACUAGGAGAACACUGCGAGGACACCUGGCUAAAAUUUAUGCAAUGCACUGGGGGACUGAUUCCAGGCUUCUAGUUAGUGCCUCCCAGGAUGGCAAACUUAUAAUUUGGGACAGCUAUACUACAAACAAGGUGCAUGCCAUUCCCCUGCGCUCAUCCUGGGUGAUGACUUGUGCAUAUGCUCCUUCUGGAAAUUAUGUGGCUUGUGGUGGUCUUGAUAACAUCUGUUCCAUUUAUAACUUGAAAACUCGUGAAGGGAAUGUACGUGUCAGCCGUGAACUAGCUGGUCACACAGGAUACUUGUCAUGCUGUCGUUUCUUGGAUGAUAAUCAAAUCGUUACCAGCUCUGGUGACACCACUUGUGCUCUCUGGGACAUAGAAACUGGUCAGCAGACAACUACGUUUACUGGGCACACUGGAGAUGUCAUGAGUUUGUCUCUUGCUCCUGAUGCCCGGUGUUUUGUUUCUGGUGCCUGUGAUGCCUCUGCCAAACUGUGGGAUGUUAGAGAAGGAAUGUGUCGGCAAACCUUCACUGGCCACGAGUCGGACAUCAAUGCCAUCUGUUUCUUCCCAAAUGGCAAUGCAUUUGCCACGGGCUCGGAUGAUGCUACCUGCAGGCUCUUUGAUCUUCGGGCUGAUCAGGAACUCAUGGUUUAUUCACACGACAACAUCAUCUGCGGCAUCACCUCCGUAGCAUUUUCCAAGAGUGGACGUCUGCUCUUAGCUGGUUAUGAUGACUUCAACUGCAAUGUCUGGGACACACUGAAAGCUGAUAGAGCAGGUGUCCUUGCUGGUCAUGAUAACCGUGUCAGUUGCUUAGGUGUGACUGAUGAUGGGAUGGCAGUGGCAACAGGAUCAUGGGACAGCUUCCUCAAGAUCUGGAACUGA
Molecule: messenger RNA, 1120 nt
Organism: Indicator indicator
Lineage: Eukaryota; Metazoa; Chordata; Aves; Piciformes; Indicatoridae
Gene: GNB1
Product: G protein subunit beta 1
Exons: 10
Coding region: 98-1120 (340 amino acids)
Biological process (GO): G protein-coupled receptor signaling pathway
Cellular component (GO): heterotrimeric G-protein complex; cytoplasm
Molecular function (GO): signaling receptor complex adaptor activity; protein binding
Source: RefSeq, a predicted model, not a curated record